UAAUACAACAAACUGUCUAUACUGUCUAUAAUACACAACAUUUMAAUUUCUUAGUUUCUCACUAGGUAGUUACCAUAGGUUCAUUUCUUACACUUGUGUAAUUCAAAUAUUCUUAGUUCCUACUGAGUUGUUUGAGAUAGAAAUUUGACGUUUGACUAUCAAUUUUGCUGCUACAUAUAAUCGAUUUAUUAAUAUGAAUUUAAAUAUCCAUAGCUUAAUAAUUUUACUAUUGUGGCCUCAAGUAUGAUUUGUUAGUUUUAAUAAUGCGUAAAAAUGAUAGAAUACUCAGAUCCAGAAUUUGAAAAGAAGCUGAUGCUCCUAAAAGACACUCAAGAUGCUAUUCAAUCAUUGUCUGCAUGGUGCCUUAAGCGACAUGAAUAUUACAAAAGCAUAAUCAGUAUCUGGCUAAAGGCUAUUCGGAAGGUGAAGAUCGAGAAACGUUUGACUUUGUUUUAUUUAGCCAAUGAUGUCAUACAAUAUAGUAAGAAAAAGAAUUACAAGUUUAUUGAUGGAUGGGCAACUGCUAUUCAAAAAGCUAUACCUUAUGUCAGAGAUGAAAAAAUACAAUCUAAAAUUUCAAGAAUUAUUAAAAUUUGGGAAGAACGUGGUGUUUAUGAUGAUAGUUAUUUAGCUGAUUUAAUUGGUUUAUUAACUACACCUAUUCAGAAGUUAAAAUUAGCUGAUCCUGUACAAGAGUUUCAAAUACAUGCAUUAGCAGUUAAAAUACGUUCGUGUGUUAAAUUGGAACAGAUUACAGAUUUAAAGAUGAAAAACUUAAGAGAAGCUAAUCUGCCUCUUACUAAUAAUGAAGCUAUACAAAACAUGUUAAAAGACCGAACACGGAGUCAUGAAUUUCUGAAUGAAUUAAAUGAUGGUAUGUCAAAAAUUGAAAGUUACAUUAAAUGCCUCAAACGAGAAACUAUUGAUCGUGCUCAAYUAAUAGAUUCUUUAGAAGUUGCUACAUCUUAUUAUGAAGAACAAAAUGGCGAAGUUAAAACUGUUGCUCAAGCAUAUUUCAACUACACUAAAAGAGUAAAACUUCUAAAGAGUAAAUUGGAGUCCUUAGUUGGUUCUAUGCCAACUGAUAGUCCAAUGCCUUCACCUGAUAUUAAUGCACCAUCCCCUUCGACAUCUUCAGUGUCUAUUGAAGAUUUAAACAUGCAUAAUAUCAAUUAUGACACUGUAUUAAACUCUGAUAAAUAUACGAUGAAUUCUUCGAUGGAAAAUAGUAUUAAUGAUACUGAUAUUUAUGUGCCCACUACAGUUAUCAAUAAUAUCAAGUCAUAUAUUACUCCUGAAAAGUAUACUGCUGUUCAGGAAUUAUACGAUCCAGCUUCUGUGAAUUUUCCUGCGAUAGAAAAUCAAGAUCAACAAUCAUUAACUAGCCAGUUUCCAUAUGAUGCUCCAUCACCGCCUCCAGAUGAGACUUUUGCAUACUCRACAUUUCCCAAUCAAACAAAUGUAUCAUAUAGUAAUGAUAUGAAUGACCAUAAUAAAAGUUCUACAUAUUCUACAAGUAAUUAUGAAGCUUAUGUACCUACUCCAAUGUCAUCUAGUCAACAAUUUAUUACAUCUGAAUUCCCUAAUAUGGUACCUCCUACUGGUGCAUCAUCACUUAUAAAUGAAAAUGCUAUACCAGUAACUCAUGUUCCACAAACGGCUUGGGAUGUACCUGUAGAUAAUGAUUGGUCAACAAAUGACACACCGGCAUCACCUCCUUUUCAUGAGAAAAUCUCCUAUCAAAACACUCCUAUUAUCAGUAAAACCGAYGGAGGACCAGGAAUAGAUCACUGUGUUUUAGCAUCAAAAAUAAUAGAUAGAGAUGAACGAAUUUCUCAAGAAAUUAUGACUAAAACUUCUGAUAUUGACCACAGAAACUUAAUAAGUUUGACACAUUCUCCUCAUAUGAAUUCAUCAGUGGUAUCUGUUGAUGUAGAUUACCGAGCAUUUCCUGGUAUUCCUAUGCCACCAUCACCACCGGCUUUGCUUAUGGAAGCAGUCAGUAAACCGCCAAAAGAUAAUGUAGAAAGUGUUGAUAUGGAUUUGAGUGAUGAUGAUGAAAAACCUAAAUCAAAUCAUGAUCAAAAACAUCCUGUACUAUUACCUCCACCACUUCCACCACCUAUGCCUUUUGACUUUGACCAACAAAGUGUACCAGAUAUUACAAACCAUUGGGAACAACCUUCACAACCAUGGAGUAAUGAUAGACCCAGUUUUAAUGAAAACCAGUGGAAUAUGGAGCAAUCUGAUCAAUGGAAACAUCCUAACCAGUGGGAACAAGAACAAAGUGAUUCAAACUUUGUAAACAAUCAACCUCAACUUCAGUGGCCUCAACAUGUUCAGAGAAGUCAAUCCCAAGGAGAUUUUAGGCCAAAAUGGAAGAGAGGAAUAAGUAAUUGGCCAAGAGGCCCUAGAAAUUUCAUUCCACAUUCUAGACCUACCGGUAGAUGGAAUCAGGGACCCCGUUUUGGACCGAGGAAUCAACCUUGGUAAGUGAACUGUUUUAAGUUAGACUUAGACUGAACUGAGAAAAUGUAUAUUAUUAUAAUUUAAUAACACUAAGAAUUGCUGUUGUUAACAUCGAGGAACUACCCAAGUUGCUUGAACAUUUUUGUUUCAUUGUUAUAUAUUUGUAUACUAAUAAUAUAAGUUGAUUAUUAUUUACAAAAAAGUGAUGUUUAUUAAUUACAUUAAAAAGAAUUUUUUUAUUUAUAUUUGUUAUUACUUUGACAAUUGUAUCAUACCUGCAGCAUCUAACUGAUCACGAAUCUCGUUUUUUCAUUGUU
Molecule: messenger RNA, 2786 nt
Organism: Diuraphis noxia (Russian wheat aphid)
Lineage: Eukaryota; Metazoa; Arthropoda; Insecta; Hemiptera; Aphididae
Biological process (GO): mRNA 3'-end processing
Molecular function (GO): RNA polymerase II complex binding
Source: RefSeq, a predicted model, not a curated record